AUGUCCGAUAAAGUUAUUAACCCUCAAGUUGCAUGGGCUCAAAGGUCUAGUACUACUGAUCCAGAAAGAAAUUAUGUCUUAAUAACUGUGUCAAUUGCAGACUGUGAUGCCCCUGAGUUAACCAUUAAGCCAUCAUACAUCGAAUUAAAGGCUCAAUCAAAGCCUCAUGUUGGCGAUGAAAAUGUCCAUCAUUAUCAAUUACACAUUGAUCUAUACAAGGAAAUUAUACCUGAAAAAACAAUGCAUAAGGUUGCUAAUGGCCAGCACUACUUUUUGAAAUUGUAUAAAAAGGAUUUAGAAUCUGAAUACUGGCCACGUUUGACAAAGGAAAAGGUGAAGUACCCUUACAUCAAAACUGAUUUCGAUAAAUGGGUUGAUGAAGAUGAACAAGACGAAGUUGAAGCUGAAGGUAAUGAUGCCGCUCAAGGAAUGGAUUUCAGCCAAAUGAUGGGAGGUGCUGGAGGUGCUGGAGGUGCUGGAGGCAUGGACUUCAGCCAAAUGAUGGGAGGUGCUGGUGGCGCUGGUUCUCCAGAUAUGGCUCAAUUGCAGCAAUUAUUGGCUCAAAGCGGUGGUAAUUUGGACAUGGGAGAUUUCAAAGAAAACGAUGAAGAAGAUGAAGAAGAGGAAAUAGAGCCGGAAGUGAAAGCUUAA
Saccharomyces cerevisiae S288C is the source of this 651-nucleotide messenger RNA. It is a transcript of the gene SBA1, whose product is annotated as Hsp90 cochaperone SBA1. Lineage: Eukaryota; Fungi; Ascomycota; Saccharomycetes; Saccharomycetales; Saccharomycetaceae. Gene Ontology annotation, molecular function: Hsp90 protein binding. The record is from RefSeq and is marked reviewed. The transcript has a single exon. The coding region runs from base 1 to 651 and encodes 216 amino acids.